UUGUAUCCGGACACAUUAGUUGCUGUACUCAGUUUAGAGCUAGCGGAAGGUAAACAGAGAGCUGUCAACAUGGCUGAGACUCACAGCUUGCAGGAUAUGAGGCAGCAGGCGGCUAUCGCUGCCAAAGUGUUCAUCCAGAGAGACUACACCAAUGGCACUGUCUGCCAGUUUCAGACCAAGUUCCCUUCUGAACUGGAGACCAGGAUUGACAAGCAGCAGUUUGAGGAGACUGUGAGGACGCUGAACAACCUGUAUGCUGAGGCAGAGAAGCUGGGAGGCUCGUCGUAUCUGGAGGGCUGUCUGGCCUGCCUCACAGCUUACACGAUCUUCCUCUGUAUGGAGACGCACUACGAGAAGGUUUUGAAGAAGAUUGCUAAGUUCAUCCAGGAGCAGAAUGAUAAGAUCUAUGCUCCACGAGGUCUGCUCCUCACUGACCCUAUUGAGAGAGGUCUCCGAGUUGUUGAAGUAACCAUCUUUGAAGACAGGAGCCUGGGCAGAUAAAAUCUACAGUACUAUGAUCCCAGACUGACUGGACAAGAGCUCUUGAGGGGCUGGUUCUAUCUGGUUCUGGCUCUGCUCAGCAUCACCUGGGGCCUCAUUUAUCAAAGGUGCGUUCACACAAAAAAUUGUCUGAACCUUGCGUAUGCCCAGUUUCCCCUCAAAUGUUGGUAUUUAUCCAUUUUGAACUUGAAGGGAAAGUGUGCUUAUCUCCACGGAAAUCUCAGACCAGCCGUACGCACAACUUCUAGUGGUAGAUCAACAUGUAUCGCAAGCAAAUAUUGUUAUUUUGAGAAAAAAUGUAGGUGUUUGAUACACAAGUAUUAUAAUAAUGGUAGGCUAAUAAAAACAUAAAGGCCUAAUGAUAGGACAGAUGCAUUUGCCGUUGGUAAGGAGAUCACAUAGCAGCAUGUAGCCUAAUGCGUCUCUUUUACUUGUAUUAUAUAAGCCUAAAUUAUAAUCAUAUAGCAGGACAUGUCUCUCCUUUUCCACUCUUAGCGGCGUUGGCGGAAAGAGGAUCUUUCUGGUUUUCAGGGAUACAGUAUUUUCAACCUAACUUCCGUUUCUCCUGGAGAAAGGAGGAGAGCCAAACAUGCUCAAAAGUAAAUAGACCGGUAGCCUAUUUAAAUUUGACAGUGUGUAGGAUACAGUAUUGCCACAUCAUAGCCUAUUUCAAUGCAGAGCCUAUACCAAGGCAGGAUAUAGAAACACAAUCACCUACUUCAAAAUAUUGAACAGGAAUUAGUAUUUUCCAUAGAAGUGUGCUGUAGCAUUUACUUUUGAGCUGUUUGAAUAGGGAAUCAAACUUUCAGAAUGUGCUACCAGUGUUUGGCACUCUAUAGGCGGCAUGCAUUUUUUGUUUGAAAAAGGUAAGUAAUUCUGCCCUCAGCUCUACAUAAAAGUGAUAAAAUUGGCCAUUGCACUUUCGUUUAGAAACUGUCAUGGCCCAGUUCCAACAUCUCCAAAUCAUACAUCAAAUGAGGGUGUUUUUUUUUACCACAAAAGGUAACAAAAACGUUCGUAUAUGUUGUGUGCAGUAGUUUGACGAAUCCCAAUAAUUUAGUUGUGCAUGCAAAUCCUAGCAUCCCCACGUACGGCAGAAUUUAGUGAGAAAUGUACACACGGUUGAUAAAUGAGGCCCAUGGUCCUGGGUAGGUGGGACCACCACCGCACCUUCAGACUGAGGACCACCUGAAACUUUAGCCUGCAGAACAUCAUACCAGCCCUACUGGCUCCCAUCCAGGAUCCACAUCUACUUUCUGACUACUGCGUCUCUACAAUCUCCCCUGUACACGACUCCCUCACACUGUUCUAUACUCCACUCAACUAACGCAUGUACAGUAUAUGAUGCUGGGGCUGUAUUACACAUUCAAAUCCUAAAGGCCCCUCUAAAGUGAAAUAAGAUACGAUUUGACAGUUAGGUUGUUUUCUGUACUACAUCCCCAGACUCCUAAUCUUCUAAAAAUGUAUUUCCUAUCUCUGUAUUUCUAACCAUUUACUUACUGUAUCUUAAGUCUGUUUACUUUUGCCUGUACAGAGAUCGCUUGCUUUACAAAACCAAAUGGCCCAAAUUAUGCUUGCAUUCUUCUUGCAUGUUGCGUCAAUGCUCCGAUGGUCCUUUUGUAAAACGUAAAUGUGCCGUGCACAGUGUUUGUUUGGUGACUACUGUUCAUUUUGCCGUGCGUUGAUUGACUUGUUUGUAUGUGUGUGGGUAGGCUAUGUCUAGCUAUGUAAGCACAUUUGAUUGCCUUCAAGUGAAGCGUUAGGCCGAGAAGUGCUCUUGUUUGUCUCCAGUGCCUGUAGUUUCUGUGAAUAUUGCCUCUGUCAGCUCAGUGGGUUCAGGUCAAGUGUAUCUUAGCAUACUAUUUUAGCAGCCAUCUUAUUUAGCUUAUCCUAACUUUUGCUCGCUUUAUUUUCGGCAGCAAGCAUGUUAAAAAUCGAAGACGAUUCCUAAACAACCUCAACUUCUUGAUUUCUUUGUUUUUGUAUCGAUCAAUUGUAUGAAUGAAGGACAUUAGAUUGUUAACUUUUGGUGAUGAUAUAGAUAUACAUUGACAAUACGUGGGUUAAAUACAAUGAUUAAUAUAAACCCUGGAUUGCUGAUGUAUUGGUGUAUUGGCCAAUGAAAGGCUUUGAAGCCAAAGGUCAGCCAUAGUGGCACUCCUCAGAAGAAGCAGUUUUCAAUUAAAUUUAUCGAAGACAAAAUUACAUGUAUUUAAGUAUUUUUUUAUUGUAGUGGGGACGGUAGCAUUAGAACUUUAAAAAAAAUAUACUUUGACAAAUGUUUUUAUAUAUACAGUACCGGUCAAAAGUUUGGACACACCUACUCUCUCAAGGGUUUUUCAUUAUUUUUUACUAUUUUCUACAUUGUAUAAUAAUAGUGAAGACAUCAAAACCAUGAAAUAACACAUAUGGAAUUAUGUAAAUCAAAAUAUAUUUUAUAUUUGAGAUUCUCAAAGUAGCCACCUUGAUGGCAGCUUUGCAUACUCUCAACCAGCUUCACCUGGAAUGCUUUUCCAACAGUCUUGAAGGAGUUCCCACAUAUGCUGAGCACUUGUUGGUUGCUUUUCCUUCACUCUGUGGUCCAACUCAUCCCAAACCAUCUCAAUUGGGUUGUGGUCAGGUGAUUGUGGAGGUCAGGUCAUCUGAUGCAUCACUUUCCUUCUUGGUCAAAUAGCUCUUACACAGCCUGGAGGUGUGUUGUCCUAUUGAAAAACAAAUGAUAGUCCCACUAAGUGCAAACCAGAUGGGUUGGUGUAUCGCUGCUUUAAGUGUGCCUUGAAUUCUAAAUCAAUCACUGACAGUGUCACCAGAAAAGCACCAUCACACCUCCUCCCCCAUUCUUCAUGGUGGGAUCCACACAUACGGAGAUCAUCCGUUCACCUACUCUGCGUCUCACAAAGAAGGCAGUUGGAACCAAAAAUAUCAAAUUUGGAAUCAUCAGACCAAAGGACAGAUUUCCACCAGUCUAAUAUCCAUUGCUCAUGUUUCUUGGGCCAAGCAAGUCUCUUCUUAUUAUUGGUUUCCUUUAGUAGUGGUUUCUUUGCAGCAAUUUGACCAUGAAGGUCUGAUUCACAGAGUCUCCUCUGAACAGUUAAUGUUGACAUGUCUGUUACUUGAACUCAGUGAAGCAUUUAUUUGGGCUGCAAUUUCUGAGGCUGGUAACUCUAAUGAACUUAUCCUCUGCAGCAGAGUUGACUCUGGGUCUUCCCUUCCUGUGGAGGUCCUCAUGGGAGCCAGUUCCAUUAUAGCGCAUGGUGGUUUUUACGACUGCACUUUAAAGACAUUGUCAAAGAUCUUGACAUUUUCCAAAUUGACUACUUUGUGUGUGGCUACUUUGAAAUCUAAAAUAUAUUUUGAUUUGUUUAACACUUUUUUGGUUACUGCCAUAUGUGUUAUUUCAUAGUUUUGAUGUCUUCACUAUUAUUCUACAAUGUAUAAAAUAGUAAAAAUAAAGAAAAACCCUUGAAUGUGUAGGUGUGUCCAAACUUUUCUCUGGUACUGUAUAUAUUUGUAUGUUUCAUAAUUAUUUUUUAUGUUUAGCUUACAUAAUGUAAUUUUAAAGUAUGUUUUACGGAGUCUGUAAUGGAAUAAAUGUGGCUAAAACUAAUUUGGACUUUUCUACAGCUUCCAAAAUAUUUUUUUACCAUGGUUGGGGUGUCAAGAUGGAGGUGUGGUGGCUUCAAAACAGCUCCUUGUCAAUCAUCUAGUUUAUAAGUAAUUGGUUAAAUUUGACAUUGCUCCAUGGAAUUACAUCCAUUUCAUAAUGUGUUUUGAAUGUUCUUUUGUCUGACUGAAAUCUGUUCGUGCUAUAUUACAGAUAAUCUAACACUACAGAAAUGUCCAACUAUAGAUUUAGGUUAUAGGUUAUAAUGAAAGUCAGAUUACUUAUUCUCAUAUAUUGUAAAUAUUAUUUCAAUGUAUUCUGAAAAUGGCAAUGUUGAGCAAAAUGAAAAUGUAUUUGGCCUUUUUAACAUUAAACUCAUUCAUUUGAUAAAUUA
Messenger RNA from Oncorhynchus nerka (sockeye salmon), 4499 nucleotides. Its product is annotated as golgin subfamily A member 7-like. Bases 70 to 501 code for a protein of 143 amino acids. Gene Ontology annotation, cellular component: Golgi stack; palmitoyltransferase complex. The record is from RefSeq and is a predicted model, not a curated record. Gene Ontology annotation, biological process: peptidyl-L-cysteine S-palmitoylation; protein targeting to membrane; Golgi to plasma membrane protein transport. The transcript has 6 exons. NCBI's taxonomy places the organism in Eukaryota, Metazoa, Chordata, Actinopteri, Salmoniformes, Salmonidae.